AAAGCCGCCAACUUCUUAACGUUAAUGUUCACGUUCCUUCUUUGAUCUUUAUCACACACUCCUUAUCUGCUUGAAGCAUCGACUUUUUAUCACAUUCAUUCCAAAAAUUCCACUCCCUGUAGCUAAACAUCAACAAAAUAUUCAUUCAUAUUCUAUUUUCAUCUCAAACACGGACCCCACCACAUCAGUCGCCACGCAUUUUGCACCCAACAAUCAUUUCCAAAUAUACAUCUCAAACAAGACAUCACCAACAAUGCUUUCCAAGCUUAGCCUCUCCCUUGUUGCGCUACAAGCAAGUCUUGCACUGGCUGGCAAUGCCAUCAUCUCCAACCGUUGCGACUACGACGUCUGGGUCUGGAGUGUCUCUCCCAACGCCUGGGGUACCCCAGUCCACGUUCCCGCGCGCUCUCAGCACAGCGAGCCUCUGACCAACACUGGCACCUCCCUCAAGAUCAGCAAGUCCUCUGAACUGCUUGCUGGACAUCACACUCAAUUCGAGUACUCCAUUGCUGGCAAACAAAUCUGGUACGACAUCUCUUUUGUCGACUGCGCUAAAGGCAACUCUGCGUCAAACUGCCCUGGCCACGACGAUGGUCUCGCCAUGGAAGCCAGCAACUCCGCAUGCGGCGCCAUUGACUGUCAGGCUGGAACCUAUUGCCCUACCCAGGCUUACUACGUGCCCCAACCUUUGUUGACCCUCGGCAUCAAUGAGCCGGUAUUCAACUGCCCUGCCUCGGUCGGAACCAAUGUCGACAUGUACAUGAAGAUCUGCUCUGGUCAGGAAACUCUGAAGCGGAGUGUUGCAGGAAGGGUGGAAAUGCCCCUUGCGGGCGAGGCUUGAGAAACUCACUGGUGACACUUACGACUUUUACCUUUUCAUUCUUGGUACAUAUACAUUGCAGAGGGUCUUGGAUAGACCCGGUUUGGAUGAUUAUUUUUAUGACACAUGAUACAAAUGACACAAGUCCUUGUUUUGGGAA
Messenger RNA from Pyrenophora tritici-repentis Pt-1C-BFP, 980 nucleotides. RefSeq lists its product as uncharacterized. NCBI's taxonomy places the organism in Eukaryota, Fungi, Ascomycota, Dothideomycetes, Pleosporales, Pleosporaceae. The record is from RefSeq and is a predicted model, not a curated record.